AUGGACCUACUCUAAACAGGAGACCCAUGGCCUUUUCACCUGGAGGAAGUCCAACAGACAACAAGCAGACCUUAAAUUUGCAAUAUAAUAAUCCUUCACGUCUGCAUGCAAACAACAGUCCAGAGUCUAGUUUGCCCUCACAGAUGAGUGGUCUCCAUAUCACAACUCUGCAAAGUGCUGAUCCUCUAAGGUCUCUACCAAGGAACAAAAAUGGAAUUGACACAGACUCCGAUGUGUACAAAAUGCUACAAGAUCAUGAAAGGCCUGUUUCAGAACCUAAGCAAUCAGGAUCUUUCCGGUAUCUGCAGGGCAUGUUGGAAGCCGGAGAGAAUGGUGAAAAGUACGACAAAGUGACCAGUCCAAGACACAUUAAAUCUCCAGUCCCUAAACUGGGUGGAGCCAUGUCUGGCUUGCAGGUGCUCCCUGAGUGUACCAGAUGUGGUAACGGCAUUGUUGGCACAAUAGUGAAAGCCCGUGACAAGCUCUACCAUCCAGAAUGUUUCAUGUGUGACGACUGUGGCCUCAACCUGAAGCAAAGGGGCUAUUUCUUCAUUGAGGAACAACUAUACUGUGAGACACAUGCCAAGGAAAGGGUUAAACCACCAGAAGGAUACGACGUGGUAGCUGUUUAUCCGAAUGCCAAAGUUGAACUUGUCUAAAUAGAUACUCUUAUUUCCCAGCCAGGGCGAAAGGGCUAGAAGAGAGUCAAAAGGGUUUAUUCUCAGUAAAAUACUUUUCAGAAAUCAAAUGAAUUACCCUUGGGACCUUAGAUGGGAUAGUACUGGUUGCAGAAAACCUUUGAAAAGAAUAAUUUCCUUCAUUUCUUACAAAACUUCGCUUUUUGGUUGCUGUGCUGUUGGU
Protobothrops mucrosquamatus (brown spotted pit viper) is the source of this 861-nucleotide messenger RNA. RefSeq names its product PDZ and LIM domain protein 4-like. Gene Ontology annotation, molecular function: actin binding; muscle alpha-actinin binding. Lineage: Eukaryota; Metazoa; Chordata; Lepidosauria; Squamata; Viperidae. Gene Ontology annotation, biological process: heart development; actin cytoskeleton organization; muscle structure development. The transcript has 4 exons. The record is from RefSeq and is a predicted model, not a curated record. The coding region runs from base 27 to 659 and encodes 210 amino acids. Gene Ontology annotation, cellular component: filamentous actin; adherens junction; Z disc.